CUAUGCCCUAAAAAACGCAGAAGCUCUUUUCUUUCCAAUCGACGCCCAAAUCUUCUCCCGCCUAACCCCUUUCUCCUCCAUCUCCAAGCGUCUGCCUCUCUCUAAUCUGCAACGCCGCCGCCGGCAGCUUCGUCAGCCCCGCCUCCGCCAGCUUCUGCAGCUCACAUUUCAGAAAACAUCCUCGUCUGCAACCUCCUUAAACCCUUCCUUCGCUUCCCUGUUGCAAGUUUAACAUCGCCAUCGCCAUCGCCAUUCCCAUGGCGGCCUUUGAACGCCUCCUCUCUCAAGCUCGCCGCCACUGCUUUUCUUCUGCUAUGAUUAGAGGUUGGUCAUCGACAAAGUUUUCAUCUCCAGGGCUUCGCAGAUCCCUCUGUUCAUCUUCGUCGUCGUUAGAACCAGACACAAAUCCCUCGCCAAAUGAAAACAAUCGGAACAGACCUCAACCUUUCUCUGUUCAGCCGGUCUCUUACCCCAUCAAACCCAAAGACCCAUCUGUACUCCAAGAACCCACGAGUCAUGAACGAUCCGACGCGACUACGCAUAACCCGCAACCACAGGGCAACGUUGAGUCUAGAGGUUGGAGCCGCGAAGAUGUUCGGUUUGUGAAGGAUUUGAAUUCAUUACCUUCCGUUUCAUACCCUAAAAGGGUGGCGCCAUUGCCGGAAGAUAAAAUGCAGGAUGAUGCCGGUGAAGUGGAGACGAGGAAUAAGGAAAUGGAGGCAGAGAGGAUGAAGAUCGAGUCGGAUAAUCGUGGGGUAAUGAGGAGAGUUUUUAGGGUUGAAGAACAAAAAGUCCCGUUCCCUAGUUUGAUCAAGGUGGAUCAGUCACAGAUCACAAAAGGGCAAAAGGUUGUUCAUGAUCUUAAGGAGGCUGUACAGCUAGUAAAGGCUAAUGCGAAGCACAAUUUUGAUGAGACCUUGGAAGCCCAUGUAAAAUUAGCUGUUGAUCUGCGGCGUACUGACCUGAAGCUUACGGGGUCAUUGUCUCUUCCUCAUGGCAGUGGAAAGGCGUUGCGUGUGGCUGUGUUUGCUGAAGGAGCAGCUGCAGAUGAGGCUAGAGCUGCAGGAGCUGAUUUGGUGGGUGGUGAGGAUCUUAUUGAAGGAAUAAAAAAUGGCAACAUUAACAUAAAAGAAAUUGACAAGUGCAUUGCGGUUCCUCAACUGAUGCCACGUAUAGGGAAAGAGAUAUCCAAAAAACUCAACCGUUUAACACCAAAUGCAAGGGAUGGUUCUGUAACGACUGAUGUUUCAAGGGCAGUGAAAGAAGCAAAGAAAAACAUAAACUUUAAGAAAGACAAGUCUGCUAUUGUUCAUGUUGGUCUUGGAAAGGUGAGUUUUAGCGAGGAGGCUUUAUGUGAAAAUGUGGGUGCCUUUGUUAAUGCUCUUUUGGUUGCCAAGCCUGCUGGAUUAAAGAAAAGUUCCAAGUAUGCUGGGUAUGUCACUACCUUUCAUAUCUGCAGCACGAUGGGCCCAUCUUUCCCUGUUUCAAUCCAAUCAUUGUCAAUGGCAGCAGAUCGUUACACCAAAUUGCAACUUAGAUGACAACAAAACCACCCCACCCCACCCCACCCUGCCUGUUUGAUGUUGUAUUCACAGGCUCUUCUUUCUGUUGCUGUGCUUGCACUUCUUACACACACCUUACACACAAGGUGUGUGUGAGAGAGAGAGAGAGUGGUUGCAUAAUCUUCAUAUUGGAUGAUGGUAUUUGUUUGUUUACUACUCCUAAGUCCUAACAAACUAAUAAUCCAUACUCCUUCCUGUUUGACUUUGACUGAUAAGUGUAAUGGAAAUUUUGGUUUUGCUUCCAAA
Molecule: messenger RNA, 1808 nt
Organism: Lactuca sativa (garden lettuce)
Lineage: Eukaryota; Viridiplantae; Streptophyta; Magnoliopsida; Asterales; Asteraceae
Product: Ribosomal protein L1p/L10e family
Source: RefSeq, a predicted model, not a curated record